Messenger RNA from Vicia faba (fava bean), 1110 nucleotides. The record is from the annotation of a GenBank genome assembly. NCBI's taxonomy places the organism in Eukaryota, Viridiplantae, Streptophyta, Magnoliopsida, Fabales, Fabaceae.
AUGAAACUCAAACUGAUUCUAGCCAUUUUAUUGAUCGUGUCAGUAAUCACCAUUGCUGAUGAUGUUUACAUUCGACCUCAGCCUCGAAAAACCUUGCAUCUUCCAUGGGAUUCAAAACCCUCUUCUUAUCCCCAGCAGGUACACGUUUCUUUGGCAGGAGACAAGCACAUGAGAAUUACCUGGAUCACUGAUGACAAAUCUGCACCUUCAGUUGUCAAAUAUGGAACAUUGCCGGGAGAUCUUGGCCAAACGGGUUGGACUAAAUCAACGUUAGAUCACAUUGGUCAAUGCAAAUAUGACGUUAACCUGAUUCCUGGUGAUCUUUCGUAUGCCGAUUAUAUCCAGCGUCGUUGGGACACGUUUGGUAGGCUCGUGCAGCCACUUGCUAGUGCUAGACCAUGGAUGGUAACACAAGGGAACCAUGAAGUGGAACAUUUACCGUUGUUAAAGGAGGGAUUUAUAUCCUAUAAUUCGAGAUGGAAAAUGCCGUUUGAGGAAAGUGGAUCGAGUUCGAAUCUCUAUUAUUCUUUUGAAGUUGCUGGUGCUCAUAUUAUCAUGCUUGGUUCCUAUGACGAUUAUGAUGUCCACUCGGAACAAUAUAGAUGGCUAAAGACAGAUUUGUCAAAGGUGGACAGGAAAAGGACACCUUGGUUGCUUGUCAUAUUUCAUGUCCCGUGGUAUAAUAGUAACACGGCUCAUCAAGGUGAAGGUAGCGACAUGAUGAAAGCCAUGGAGCCGUUGCUUUAUGCUGCUAAAGUUGACUUAGCUUUUGCCGGUCAUGUGCACGCAUACGAACGCUCGAAACGUGUAUAUAAUGGAAAACUGGAUCCUUGUGGUGCUGUUCAUGUAACAAUUGGUGAUGGAGGGAACAAAGAAGGCUUGGCUCAUAAGUAUAUAGAUCCACCUCCAAAGUGGUCAGAAUUUCGUGAAGCGAGUUUCGGUCACGGUGAGCUAAAGAUUGUAAACUCGACGCAUGCUUUCUGGAGUUGGCACCGUAAUGACGAUGAUGAACCGGUAAAAUCUGAUGAUAUCUGGAUAACCUCUUUAGUAAGCUCAGGUUGUGUUGGUCAGAAGAGAAAUGAACUUGAGCAUGCACUUGUGACACCCUAA